AUGUUCAACAGUGAACAGAAGCAGCAGCCAGGUCUGUUUAGUAGUUCAACAAUGGACCCAAGGAUUUCUUUCUCCAAUGAUUUUGCAGAUCCUCAUGUAGGGAUCAAGUACGAGAGCAACUACCGAGAAGCUCCGGUGUCUUCGGACUUCGAAUUCUCGGUGAACAACUAUGCCAUGAUACCUGCAGAUGAGAUCUUCUUCAAGGGUACGUUAGUGCCCUUGAGAGGCACUGAUCAUGGCAGAAAGAUGACUUUGAGAGACACACUGCUCGUAGACGAUGACGACGACGACGACGGUUUGUUCCCGAACUUGCGAAAGGGUUCGGGGCAGUGGAAAGAGCGGUUGGGGCUUAAAAGGACGAACAUUGUGUCCAAGAAAAAGGAUAGAAAUGAACACGUGCUUGAGAAAGUAGUUGAAGAGAAGGGUGCUAUGCCUAUGUUUCUCCAUGGUGAACAUCUUAUCAGCAACACGUAG
Molecule: messenger RNA, 474 nt
Organism: Hibiscus syriacus
Lineage: Eukaryota; Viridiplantae; Streptophyta; Magnoliopsida; Malvales; Malvaceae
Exons: 1
Coding region: 1-474 (157 amino acids)
Source: RefSeq, a predicted model, not a curated record